AUGGUUAGAAUUUCAGUUUUGAAUGAUUGUCUUAAUAACAUUGUUAAUGCUGAAAAACGUGGCAAACGUCAAGUGUUAGUUCGUCCAUCAUCAAAAGUGGUCAUUAAGUUCUUGCGUGUAAUGCAAAAACAUGAAUAUAUUGACGAAUUUGAAGUGAUCGAUGAUCAUCGUUCAGGAAAAAUUGUAAUUCAAUUAAAUGGUCGCUUAAACAAAUGUGGUGUCAUUUCACCACGUUUCAAUACAAAAAUAGAUGAUAUUGAAAAAUGGGUUAAUAAUUUAUUACCAUCUCGUCAAUUUGUGCUGACUACUAGUGCUGGUAUUAUGGAUCACCAUGAGGCAAGAAGAAAACACACUGGUGGUAAAAUUCUUGGAUUUUUUUAUUAA
Entrophospora candida is the source of this 384-nucleotide messenger RNA. The record is from the annotation of a GenBank genome assembly. Lineage: Eukaryota; Fungi; Glomeromycota; Glomeromycetes; Entrophosporales; Entrophosporaceae.